Messenger RNA from Truncatella angustata, 1068 nucleotides. RefSeq names its product regulator of G-protein signaling domain-containing protein. The record is from RefSeq and is a predicted model, not a curated record. The coding region runs from base 1 to 1068 and encodes 355 amino acids. The transcript has 3 exons. Gene Ontology annotation, biological process: intracellular protein localization. NCBI's taxonomy places the organism in Eukaryota, Fungi, Ascomycota, Sordariomycetes, Amphisphaeriales, Sporocadaceae. Gene Ontology annotation, cellular component: plasma membrane.
AUGUAUCGGAACCGAUUGCCGACCCUCUUUGAGGUCUUGGCCCGCCGGACACAGCCUCCGGUCGAUCUGUUCUCCUUUUACAUUUACAUGAGAGAUCAGCAACGCUCGGUCGAUUACUUGGACUUCUGGCUCGAUGUCGCCCAGCACAUGUCACUAUGCCGCCACUAUGUUCGAGAGCUUAGGAGAUCGGUAUUGGUUGGCACGCCAGAUUUGGAGAAGGAUGACAAGUCGAAACGCUCUUCAAUGGCUCUGGAUGCAAUCGGCGAUAUAAGGGAUGCCCCCGCUGGCCCGUCACAUUACGGCUCCGAGAAGGAACGUGAACAAUACGCCCAGAUGUCAGCCUACUUGCGGGAGCAGCCCAUAACUCCCGGUGCACAUCAAGAUUCUCCUGCUAGCAGCCAGGAACGUCGUGCGCGCGCCAGCACAAAUCUUAGCAGCACCCCUCACCAAUUCACCGAAUCCAAUUCACCCUCACAUGCCGUCUCUAGGGAAGAUAUCCGGGCCAGCGCCGAGAGGAUCCUUUUCACCUUCCUGCUCCCCGGCGCAGAACGAGAGAUCACUUUGCCAGGUUCCAUCACACAGGACAUCACGACAGCCAUCGAACACGAAAGACGAGACGACCCAGAGGUGUUUGACGUUGCCAAGGACUACGUUUUCCAAGCUAUGGAGCGAGACGCCUUCCCAGGUUUCUUACGAGCCCGCGCCCUUGGCAAUCUGAUUCCACCCACAAUGGUUGCAAGGCUUAUCGUCGGCCUUAUUUCAAUCUUCGGUGGUUUCUGGACCGCAUUCAUUCUCAUUUUCCUUGACAAGUCGAGAGCCACUCGAUGCUGGGUGAUAUUGCCAUUUACCAUUGGCGUUUACCUUCUGGCCUCCUACCAGUACUCGCUAGAUCCGUUGAUGGCGAUCGCCGGCUUUUCUGAGUACACAGCCUUCAGUUACACCCGCAUCAGGGAACCAUUCGUUCGCAGGCUACUGAUCAAACGUGCACUCAUGGUCUUGGCUGUCACGGCACUUAUCGAUGCCGCACUCUGCGUGCUCUUCAUACUGGUUCCCGGAAAGCGACUUUGA